This is a messenger RNA of Cynara cardunculus var. scolymus (artichoke), 1812 nucleotides long. Its product is annotated as probable alpha-amylase 2. The record is from RefSeq and is a predicted model, not a curated record. NCBI's taxonomy places the organism in Eukaryota, Viridiplantae, Streptophyta, Magnoliopsida, Asterales, Asteraceae. Gene Ontology annotation, molecular function: calcium ion binding; alpha-amylase activity. The transcript has 13 exons. The coding region runs from base 364 to 1596 and encodes 410 amino acids. Gene Ontology annotation, biological process: carbohydrate metabolic process.
CAACAUUCGCGCCCAAAAACUAUUGCUCAUCGAAUCACAAAUGCGCUAAAUCUCCAAAUUGAAAUUCACCACAAGCCCUAGUAACACGAAUCUUCUCCUCCUUAUUUCAACUCGAAUCUUUGCUCAUGGAAAGAUUUCAUUCCAGUUGUGAAGAAUCUAUAGCAUUUUACUCGUUUGCUUUUCGUCCAUCGUAUAAAUACGAGGAUGGCGUGGGGUUUGUAAUGCAAGGUGGUGUUGAGUUUCACCCCCGAUUGAAUUUGCUAGGGUUCAUUGUACGACUUGAUUUGAUUUCAGGAUAUAUCUUCUCACUCGUUUUCAUUGAUCAAGCCUCAUAAAGUUAACAGUAUUUGAAAGCUAUAUAAGAUGGGUUUCCAUGGAAACGACCAUGAUGAUGGUGUUCAGCAAACACAAACCGUGAUAAACAAUGGAAGAGAAAUCAUAUUGCAGGCUUUCAACUGGGAGUCCUGUAAACAUGACUGGUGGAGAAAUUUGGAGAAGAAAGUACCCGAUAUGGCAAAGUCUGGGAUUACAUCAGCUUGGUUGCCGCCAGCAACUGAUUCAUAUUCUUCUGAAGGCUAUCUUCCACAGAACCUCUAUUCUCUCCAUUCCAAAUAUGGUUCUGACUCUUUGCUGAAAGCUUUAUUAAACAAAAUGAAGCAGUACAAUAUUCGACCAAUGGCUGACAUAGUCAUCAAUCAUCGUGUUGGGACUACCAAAGGGCAUGGCGGAAGGUAUAACCGCUAUGAUGGGGUGCCAUUGUCGUGGAACGAACGUGCUGUCACAUCUUGUACCGGUGGCCUGGGUAACCCAAGCACUGGUGAUAACUUCCAUGGGGUUCCAAAUAUUGAUCAUACACAAGGCUUUGUUCGAAAAGACAUCAUUGGCUGGCUAAAAUGGCUACGGACUGUUGGUUUUCAGGAUUUCCGCUUUGACUUUGCAAGAGGUUAUUCUGCGAAAUAUGUGAAAGAAUACAUUGAGGGCGCAAAGCCAAUAUUUUCUGUUGGAGAAUACUGGGACUCAUGCAGCUACAACGGGAGCUACCUGCAAUACAACCAAGAUAGUCAUAGGCAGCGUAUUAUCAAUUGGCUUGAUGCCACAGGGCAGCUUUCAACAGCAUUUGACUUCACAACAAAAGGGAUUCUGCAGGAAGCUGUUAAGGGGCAACUUUGGCGUCUGCGUGAUGCACAAGGAAAACCACCAGGUGUAAUGGGAUGGUGGCCUUCAAGAGCUGUAACUUUCCUUGACAAUCAUGACACUGGUUCAACUCAGCGUCAUUGGCCAUUUCCUUCGGAUCAUGUGAUGGAGGGUUAUGCAUAUAUCCUCACGCAUCCAGGGAUACCGUCAAUCUUUUAUGAUCAUUUUUACGACUGGGGCAGUGUCAUUCACGACCAAAUUGUGAAGCUGAUCUAUGUUCGUAAGCAGCAAGACAUAACCAGCCGAUCCUCCAUUAGGAUUCUUGAGGCUCAGGCCAAUCUUUAUGCAGCCAUAAUCGGAGAGAAACUGUGCAUGAAAAUUGGCAGCGGUUCAUGGUGUCCCAAAGGUCCUGAGUGGAAACUCGCAGUUCAUGGGCACCAAUAUGCAGUUUGGCAUAAAUAAGCUCAACGACGAUCAUAUGUAGUUCCCUUCUAUAAGAUGAUAAGUUGGUGAUCUCGAAAAUGCAAUACGAGAUUCUGAAUAAACUCAUGUUUGUGUUACCGAAUAAACUAGUCGAUCGAAUAACGUAAUUGUAGUUUUCAUAUUUCUUGCAAAGAAAUUGUAUCCGUUGCAUUUAUGGGAGCUUUUACAUUGGCCAGUUUAAUUUUGUUAAUAAAA